Fusarium pseudograminearum CS3096 is the source of this 1839-nucleotide messenger RNA. RefSeq lists its product as uncharacterized. Gene Ontology annotation, molecular function: flavin adenine dinucleotide binding; NADP binding; N,N-dimethylaniline monooxygenase activity. The record is from RefSeq and is a predicted model, not a curated record. Bases 1 to 1839 code for a protein of 612 amino acids. NCBI's taxonomy places the organism in Eukaryota, Fungi, Ascomycota, Sordariomycetes, Hypocreales, Nectriaceae. The transcript is spliced from 2 exons.
AUGGGCGACGCUUCUGAUUUGGUUGAGUCCCGGCACGAUGCAGCCCGAGACAGCAGCUUGGGUGCAGUGAACGGCUUGCCCGUCGGGCUACAGAAGCCCUCAGAGCCGCAAUCAUAUGUCAGUCCUCAAACAAAGCUGCCUUUACUCGACAGAUACAUUGAUGAGCCGCGACAAUUGCGAGUCGCUGUCAUUGGUGGUGGCCUGUCAGGAAUUCUUGCUGGGGUUCUGCUCCCAGAAAAGGUACCCGGCAUUCAGCUUGCAAUCUACGACAAAAACUAUGAAUUUGGAGGAACGUGGCUUGAAAACACAUAUCCAGGAGUGCGCUGCGACAUUCCCUCGCACGUCUACCAGUCAACAUUUGCUCCCAACGAGAAAUGGUCUGAUGAGUUUGCGCCAGGCGCGGAAAUCCGUGACUACUGGCAGGGCGUGGCCAAAAAGUACAACGUCUAUCAAUAUGCCAAAUUCGGACACCACGUCAAGAGCAUUAACUGGAACUCCGAGGAAUCGGCGUGGACGCUGAAGCUGCACAAGCGGGAUCAGUCAGAGCAGGCUACCACGACCGUAGUAGAGACAGCCGACGUUGUCUUCACUGCCACUGGACGGUUCAAUGCGUGGAAACUACCAGACUACCCUGGCAUCUCCGAGUACCAAGGCCUCCUCAGACACGCCCAGAACUGGGACCCAUCGACAGAUCUGAAAGGCAAGAGAAUUGCUGUGAUUGGUAACGGAGCCAGUGGCAUACAGCUUGUUGCGAAUGUGCAAAAGGUCGCAGGGCACCUUGACCACUACGUUCGAGGAAAAACAUGGAUUGCCAAUUCCUGGGCCGGCGAUGACCGCACACUUGAGCCACAACCGAUUCCAGAGGAUCUCAAGGCCACCUUCGAAGAUCCAGAAGCAUACCUGAAGUUCCGGAAGAUUACCGAGGACAAGUACUGGCGCGGCUUCGACGGCUUCAUCCGAAACUCCGACACGAGCAAGCAACUCAAGGCUCAGUUCAUUGACAUCAUGAAGAAGAGGCUCGCCAAGAAGCCAGAGCUUCUCGAUAUCAUUGUACCGGACUUCUCACCCAACUGCCGACGCCUGACCCCAGGGCCUGGAUAUCUGGAAGCCAUCGCCGAAGACAACGUGGACUAUAUCACAGAUCCCAUCGCACGAUUCACCGCCACCGGCAUUGAGACGACUGAUGGCGUGCAGCGUGAUGUCGACGCCAUCUUUUGUGCCACUGGCGCAAACCGCGACAUGAUUCCUGCCUUCGAGGUCCGCGCAAACGGAGCCUCCAUCGGCGACAUCUGGGGCAAAGAAAAAGGUCAUGGUUUCCCCUACACCUACUUCGGAGUGGCUACUCCAGGAUUCCCGAACCUAUUCUUCCUUGCAGGCCCGCACGGCACCGGACCAUCCGGGACAGUACCUCACGCUGCUGAGACGCAGGUUGCAUACUUUGCAAAGAUCCUACGUAAGAUAUCCCGAGAGGGCAUCAAGUCCAUCGUAGCAUCAAAGACGGCCGCCGAUGACUUCUUGGAGUAUGCAGACUCUUUCUUCGCCUCUACUACACUCUCGGAAAACUGCAGCUCUUGGUACAACGGCGGACAACCUGGUGGACGCAUCCAUGGCGUAUGGCCGGGAAGUGCUACCCACUUAACAAUCGUGCGCCGAGAACCACGAUGGGAAGACUUUGAGUAUGAGUACUUGGCUGCUAGUGGUAAUCGCUUCCAGUGGUACUUUGGCAACGGGUGGACACGGAAGGAGCAGGAUCGGGAUGAGGACAUGACGCCUUAUCUGCAUAAACCAGGCAAGGUCAGCCUUAAGGAUAUCCAUGAGAGUUGGUGGAGUGUGCCUUGA